Messenger RNA from Brenthis ino (lesser marbled fritillary), 216 nucleotides. The record is from the annotation of a GenBank genome assembly. NCBI's taxonomy places the organism in Eukaryota, Metazoa, Arthropoda, Insecta, Lepidoptera, Nymphalidae.
AUGAGCGCGAUAUUUAAUUUCCAAAGCCUUUUAUCUGUCAUACUACUCUUAAUAUGUACCUGUGCAUAUUUAAGAUCAUUCUUCCCUAGUUUAAUGGAUCGCAAUAAGACAGGACUCUUGGGUACAUUUUGGAAAUGUGCAAGAAUAGGUGAACGUAAAUCACCAUAUGUUGCAACUUGCUGUAUAUUUAUGGCUUUUACAAUACUUUUUCUAACA